Molecule: messenger RNA, 4041 nt
Organism: Aspergillus mulundensis
Lineage: Eukaryota; Fungi; Ascomycota; Eurotiomycetes; Eurotiales; Aspergillaceae
Product: putative alpha-glucosidase
Exons: 4
Coding region: 1-4041 (1346 amino acids)
Biological process (GO): carbohydrate metabolic process
Molecular function (GO): carbohydrate binding; hydrolase activity, hydrolyzing O-glycosyl compounds
Source: RefSeq, a predicted model, not a curated record
AUGAUUAGGGGACCGAAGGUGGUGAUGCCGCCGCUGGGGAUUCUGCAGUCUAUCGUUAGAAGGACUCAAAAGUCAGUGGAGAGGAAAAAGGGCGUACGAGAUCGAAAACAUCAGCGCAAACCAGAAGAACGACUUCAAGUCGAGAAAGGCCUCCUUGACGUGCGCCCACUUCCACUCGAACUGGGAUUGCAUGGGCGAGUCCGGGAGGAAGAAGAGGACGACGAACGCAAAGGCGACCGUGACGAGGCCGAAGAAGAGGAAGAUGAUCUGGUAGGGGGCGAGGCUGGAGUGGAUGUGGCCGAGGCCGAAGGCGAUCAGACUGCCGAACUGUUUGCACCGGUUAGUAUGAGAAGCGGUGGUGCCUGGGGAUGGCUGACCAUGUUGACGACGCCGUUCAUGGCAUACCACGAACUUAGACGCAUGGGCUGCUCGCGUCGACGGUACCACAUCUGGGUGAUGGCGAUGAAGGCAGGGGCUGCCAUCGUCAGUCGGAGGAAGCCUGAUACAACAGAGACACCUACGAAUCCCAGACUCAAACAAUCCCAGAAAGAGCCGACAAGCCAGAAGCCCACCAAACGACCUGGCUGGCGUCAUGCACGCGAGCGAAAUGCCCCAGAAGAACACCAUCACCGCAAGGAACUUGCCCAGCCUGAUCUUGACGAGGAUGUACGCGAUAGCCGGCUGAGCAACCAGCUGCACGAGGUAAAUGCUCGAACCGAGCCAGGAGUACUGCUGUCCGUGGAGGUUGGCAUCUUCGAUGAGACCAAACACCGAGCCAUAGGAGAGGGUCGACUUGUCGAGUUGCUGCAGGAAGUAGAUGCCCAGCAGGAUGGGGAGGAGACGGAGGUCGAUGCGCCGCAGGACGCGCUUGUUGUUCUCUGGAGUGAGGAUGGUGGAGUGGCCGGCGUCUUCGAUGAGCUCGAGAGCCCGGUCUUUGCGGCCGUCUUGGGGUUCUGGAUGGGAGGGUUGCACGGGUGCGAGUGCUGGAGACGGGGCAAACUCGAUGCGUUCGUCCUGGGUGGACUUGGGAGGAGGGAGGCCGCACGGGGGAGGGCAGUUAUAUCUAGUAUACUCAGAACCUGGGGCACCCCGCGGGGAAAUGAGACUCCCAUGGGCAACUGGGGAAUGUUCCACAUCGGACGAAGGCAGGCAAGUCCGAUGGCCAUCAGCCCAUUAAGCUCUAGCUGCAGUCUAAAGCUGCACUAUCUGCAGGCUACGGACCAUCUCCGACCUUCAUUCACCGUCCGCAUCCAAUGGCGCCCUCGUGCCGAGCACCUUGGGGUAAUUUCGCUCUUCGGGCUCCUCGACCGACUGGAGGGAGUGGUAUACGUCGGAGAUGCCCGCGAGCACCGAUGCAGCUACGCCAUCGUACCUGCAGCCCCUCAGGUGCCCCUCAGGCGUGGGGGGAGCUGCUGGAGCCAGGUAGGAUUCAAAUACAGCUUCGUUGUCGCCUCAAUUGCCAUUGCCAUUACUUCACUGAUCACUUCCAUCAUGCCGCAGAAAGAGUACACGCCCAAGGGCUACACCCAGACCCAGACCCAGGGCGCCAGUCCAGCCGUCUUCCUUCACUCCAAAGGCGCGAACAAGCGCUCGUUCGACUUUUCUUUCGAAGCCGUCCGCGAGAAUCUCUUCCGUGUUACCUUCACCUCGCCCUCCCACCCCCUCCCUCCAUAUCCCAGCGCCGCGAAGCCGGAAACAAGCCUGCAUGGCGUCGAGAUCUCCACGAGAACCAGCGACUCCCGGAAAGAGAAAGAGAUCGAGGUUGGAAAUGUCAGGGCUACAGUGACCUGGGAGAAUACACCCGUCGUCUCGCUGUCGUGGAAUGACGAGGACAAGCCUCUCUACCGCGAUCUGCCUCUGCGCUCGUAUGUCAUUGACGGCGAUGGCAUCGCGCACUACACCGAGCACGACCGCAAGGCGCUGCACGUCGGAUUGGGAGAGAAGUCUGCGCCCAUGGACCUGACGAGCCGGCACUUCCAGCUCUCUGCGACCGACAGUUUCGGCUACGAUGUCUACAACACCGAUCCCCUGUACAAGCAUAUUCCCCUCCUGAUCAAGGCGACGCCGACCGGGUGCAUCGCUAUCUUCUCGACUACACAUGGACGGGGGACGUGGUCGGUGGGUUCGGAGGUCGAUGGGCUCUGGGGCCACUUCAAGGUGUACCGUCAGGACUUUGGUGGGCUGGAGCAGUACCUCAUCGUCGGGAAGACAUUGAAGGACGUGGUAAGGUCCUACGCUGAGCUCGUUGGCUUCCCCCUCGCCGUCCCCCGCUGGGCAUACGGGUACAUUUCCGGUGGGUACAGGUACAGCGCGAUGGACGAGCCGCCCGCACACCAGGCACUCAUGGAAUUCGCCGACAAGCUCAAGGAGCACGACAUCCCCUGCUCCGCGCACCAGAUGAGCUCGGGGUACUCCAUCGCCGAGCACGAGCCGAAAGUCCGCACCGUCUUCACCUGGAACAGAUACCGCUUCCCUGACCCGGAGAAGUGGAUUUCGCAGUACCACUCGCGCGGUAUUCGUCUUCUCACCAACAUCAAGCCCUUCACGCUCGCCUCGCAUCCGGACUUCCAGAAACUAAUCAAUGGGAAUGGAUUCUUCAAAGACCCCGAGACCGGCGAGCCCGGAUACAUGCGGCUGUGGAGUGCGGGAGGCGGAACAGGCGGCGACGGAUGCCAUGUUGAUUUCACGUCUGCCGUCGCCUUCAAGUGGUGGUAUGACGGCGUGCAGUUCCUCAAGCGCUCCGGCAUCGACGGCAUGUGGAACGAUAACAACGAGUAUACCCUUCCCAACGACGACUGGCGUCUAGCCCUCGACGAACCGGCCGUCUCCGAGGCCGCGAAGAAGCAGACGGACAACACCGUCGGUCUCUGGGGCCGAGCCAUGCACACCGAGCUCAUGGGCAAGGCGUCCCACGAUGCCCUGCGAGACCUGGAGCCGAAUGUGCGGCCGUUCGUUCUGACUCGAAGCGCCACCGCCGGCACGAUGCGAUACUCGGCCAGUACAUGGAGCGGCGACAACGUGACAAGCUGGGAGAGCAUGAAGGGCGCCAACGCACUGUCCCUAAACGCAGCGAUGUCCCUUCUCCAGUGCGAAGGCCACGACAUCGGCGGCUUCGAAGGCCCGCAGCCCUCGCCCGAGCUCCUCCUGCGGUGGAUCCAGCUGGGCAUCUACAGCCCGCGCUUCGCAAUCAACUGCUUCAAGACGUCGCCGGCCAACAACGAGGUCGGCGACGUCAUCGAGCCCUGGAUGUACCCGGAGAUCACGCCGCUGGUGCGCGCCACCAUCAAGCGGCGGUACGAGAUCCUGCCGUAUAUCUACAACCUCGGGCUGGAGAGCCACUUCUUUGCGUCGCCGCCGCAGCGCUGGGUGGGUUGGGGGUAUGAGUGUGAUCCGGAGGUGUGGAGUACGAAGCUCAAGCGCGGCGAGGAGCAGUUCUGGUUCGGCGAGACGAUUCUGGUGGGUGGUGUAUAUGAGCCUGGGGUUGAUGUUGCGAGGGUUUAUCUGCCGAGGAAGAAGGGGGGUGAGUUUGACUACGGCUUUGUCAAUAUGAAUGCGCCGUAUACGUACUUUGCGUCCGGGCAGUGGGUUGAGGUUCCGUCGGCGUGGAAGGAGAGUAUCGCGCUGCUGGCGAAGAUUGGCGGUGCGAUCCCCGUGGGCAAGGCUGUGCAGACGAGGGUGCCGGGUGAUGAGACGGAGGCUUCGCUGGCCGUGGCGGAGCUCGACGACUACCGCGGUGUGGAGAUCUUUCCUCCGCGGUCCAGCUCGCAUGGGACCGUCUUUACCACGACGUGGAUGGAGGAUGAUGGGAUCUCGGUUGAGCAGAAGGUGUCCAGGUACACUAUUACGUACGAGUCGACCGAGGACCGGGUGAUUGUUGGGCUCAGCAAGGACGAGAGCAGCGGGUUUGUGCCGGCUUGGAGGGAUCUGGAUAUCAUCCUGCACCAUGGGGAUACACGCAGAGUUGUGUCUGAUGAUGGGAAGACGGUUGAGUACAAGGGCACGGAUGAGAGGGGGAGGGAGGUCUACACGUUCAAGUAUUAG